Messenger RNA from Aquila chrysaetos chrysaetos, 1872 nucleotides. It is a transcript of the gene PEX10, whose product is annotated as peroxisomal biogenesis factor 10. Gene Ontology annotation, cellular component: peroxisomal membrane. NCBI's taxonomy places the organism in Eukaryota, Metazoa, Chordata, Aves, Accipitriformes, Accipitridae. Gene Ontology annotation, biological process: protein import into peroxisome matrix. Gene Ontology annotation, molecular function: zinc ion binding. The record is from RefSeq and is a predicted model, not a curated record. Bases 93 to 1076 code for a protein of 327 amino acids. The transcript is spliced from 6 exons.
CGACGCAACAUCCCUGCGCCCGCCGAGGGUGCACCGCCGCCUGUGGAGAGCCGCUUCGCCUCCGCGCAGAGUUACGUCUCCUUCCGCGCGGGAUGGCGCUGGCGCCCGCCGGGCCGGCGCAGCUGGUACGCUGCGGGCAGAAGGACGAGCUGUACCGGAGCGGGCUGCGGAGCGGAGCCGGCACCGCGCUGCACGGGCUCGCAGGUGCCAAGAAGUGGCUGGAAUGGAGGAAAGAGAUUGAACUGCUUUCUGAUGUCGCCUACUUCGUCCUUACCACUUUGUCAGGUUAUCAGACUCUGGGUGAAGAGUAUGUUAACAUUGUUCAAGUUGACUCAACCAAGAGAAGGGUACCUUCUUUUCUUCGACGGGCCAUCUUCGUUUCUCUGCAUACUGUAGUACCCUAUUGCUUAGAAAAGGGAUUACUGCAUCUGGAACACGAGUUGCAGAUAGCAGCUGACGAGUCCAGAACCUCGCAGAGCAACCCAGCACUUGGCUUAUCCAGUAGGACCUUAAUACGAAACUGGAUACAGAAACAAGUCGGGGAGCUUACAGAACAGCAGAAGAAAACAGUCUUACAAAUUGUGUAUGUUCUUAAACAAUGCAUACCUUUGCUCCAUCGACUACAUCUGGCAGUAUUCUACAUAAGUGGCACUUUUUAUCACCUGUCUAAAAGAAUCACAGGAAUCACGUAUCUGCAUUUUGGAGGACUGCAAAGAGAAGAUCAGAGUAUUCGAUCAAGUUACAAGUUUCUUGGAAUAAUUUCACUCUUCCAUCUUCUUCUAACAAUUGGUGUUCAGAUGUACAGCUUCAAACAGAAGCAGAGAGCAAGGCAGGAAUGGAAACUACACCGCAACCUAGCUCAUCAGAAAAAUAUGACCAAGGAAAAAACUACUGGGCGCCACUCCCGCUGCACUUUGUGUUUGGAAGAACGGAGACAUACAACAGCCACACCUUGUGGCCACCUCUUCUGCUGGGAAUGCAUCACGGAGUGGUGUAACACCAGAACAGAAUGUCCACUGUGCAGAGAGAAGUUUCAUCCUCAGAAACUGAUCUACCUACGUCACUAUCAACUGUAAAGGAAAAACCUAUUCUGUUUCAUGACAAGGGCCUUUAUAAAGUUGUCAUACAGCUUGAGUUAGUCCAAGAAAAAGACUUUAUUAUAAAAUUGGUAACUGCCUGUGCAAGGUGGCACUUCAUUCCUGUUUUACAGAAUAAAUCUACUUCUGCCUCUACCCUUCUGUUUCUUCUAACAUGGUUCUUGGCCAUAUUAAAAAUAUGUCUUUCUAAAAAGUGCUUAACACAAAUGUAGUAGUUUUCUUCACUGUGGACAAUGAAAAAUUUAAAUCAGAUUCUCAAUUUCUAAAUAUAAGUGUAGAUAACAAGUCUUCCAACCUUUCAUAGCAUGCUUAAGGUAUUAGUAAAACUCUACAAUUUGUAAGACUCCGUUUCUCCUGUAACUUAAUAAUGAAUCCAUGCUGUAGACUUCAAGGGAAAAGGACAAAAACUGUACACAAAUCCUUAGUUUAACUGCAGUGGAAGUUCCAAUGAUAGAUGUAUGUCAUGUACCAUUCUGUUUUCAUAACAAGGUUAAGAAUAAAGCAGGUUUCCUUGAUUUGACAAACGGUGAAUUUCCCUUAGAUCAACAGAAGCAACAAAUGCAAACCCAUAGUAAUGCUGACUACUUUGCACGUUGAUCAAUUAACAUUCAGCUUCCAAACUCAAAGCUCUUCUAUCACUAUUAGUAUCGAGACUUUUCAUCAAGUAUUCUAGACAUUGAGAUUAUAGCAAUGUAACAAGUGUUGUUUCAAAAAAGCCCUAGUAUGUAUACUAAUAAAACUAAGGUCAACUAUAAAACGUUAGUUUUGCAACACA